Racocetra fulgida is the source of this 2008-nucleotide messenger RNA. NCBI's taxonomy places the organism in Eukaryota, Fungi, Glomeromycota, Glomeromycetes, Diversisporales, Gigasporaceae. The record is from the annotation of a GenBank genome assembly.
GAUAUUAAUUUAGAAGAUUUAGAUGAAACUAGUCAAAGUUCUAUAAAUGAAUUUAAAAUUGCAAAACAAGCUUUAUAUAAUAAUAUUGCUGGUUUGGUUAUGGCCGCUCAAAGUGCAACCGAUCCGUCCCUCAAAUCUAAUAUAAUGGAUCAUGUUCAAAUUUCUGCUAAUGUUGUUGAAAAAUCUGUAAAAGACUUGAUAAUUGCUGCAAAGUUCCUUAUGGAAGAAAAAGAUACACAAGAUCAAUUAAGAAUUCAAAUGCGUACUCCUAGGCAUUCUAAUUCUGAAAUAUUAUCAAAACUGCCUUUAACAUCGAUUGAAGAUGGCGCGAAUGACGUCACUGAAGAUGCUGAAAUUAUGGAUAAUCAAAGCAUCAUUCCUAUUAGUCCUCCAGUAACGAUUCAAACAACUGGUUUACAAACUGUACCCGAGGAUGAUGUUAUGAAUACCGAGUCACCUACGAUUUUAAAUGAUCCAAAUUCGAUCAAUGCGAUCAGUACGACUGAUGACCCUGAUAAAAUACCAACUUCUCCAGUUUCCGAUGGUUCUUCUAUGACUGGUAGUCGUUCGUUUUCGAGCAGUACUGUAGAUUCAUCAACAGUAUCAGUUCAAUCUUAUAGCUCAUCUGCUCAACGUAUAAAUACACAACCUACUGCUCAGCCCGAUUAUCGAGCAUCAUCUCCUCCAUUACCUGGUAAUCCAGGUGGUACUAGGUCACCACGUAGUGAAAGUAGUAAAGUUACCAAAUUCUUUGGUGAAGAUGUUCAAUCCAUAAAUCAAACCCGUGUACAACGUGAAGAUAAACCCUGGUUCCUUAAAUAUGAUUAUGAAGAAGCUGAAAUAGUUUUCAAUAUGGAAAGGCAUGUUAAGGGUGGUACUUUAAAUGCUUUGGUAGAAAGAUUAACGAUGCACGAUUUACUUGAUUCAAGUUUUAUAGCAACUUUUUUGUUGACAUAUCGUUCAUUCUGUACCACUGAACAAUUUUUUGAAAUGUUGACCAAACGUUUCAUGAUUUCACCUCCUGACAAUUUAACACCUGAGCAACUUGAAAUUUGGCAAGAAAAGAAACAAACACCUGUUAGAUUAAGAGUUUUUAAUAUUAUGAAGAGUUGGUUGGAAAAUUAUUAUAUUGAUGAUAAAGACGCUUCUUGUUUGGAACGUAUUCGUGAAUUCGCGCAAACUACAAUGCAUGAACACAUGGCUUUUGCGGCAUUACAACAACGAAAGGAUGCUGUCUUUAAAGAAAUGAUUCCUAAUAAUACUAUGUUACCACCACCUUCAAUUAAACCGAAAAAUCUAAAAAAAAUCAAAUUUUUAGAUUUGGACCCAUUAGAAAUUGCAAGACAAUUAACUAUAAUAGAAGCUAAACUUUACAAUAAAAUUAGACCAGUUGAAUGUUUGAACAAGGCAUGGAGUAGAGAAAGUAAAGAAGGUGAAGAUGGCGAUGGUGAAGAAGUAGCUGUAAACAUCAAAGCCAUGAUUGUUAACACUGAAUCAAUUCUUAAUCAAAAAGAAAUUAAAAAACGAUGUGCUUUUAUCAAACAUUUUGUUGCAGUAGCUGAUAGAUGUAAACAAUUAAACAACUUCAAUUCCUUAACGGCAAUCAUUUCCGGUCUUAAUUCGGCACCAAUUCAUCGCCUUAAGAGAACAUGGGAGAUGGUAAAUGCACGAACAAUACAGACGCUUGAUAACCUUAAUAGAAUCAUGAACUCUACAAAGAAUUUCUUUGAUUAUCGAGAAAUGCUACAUAGUGUGAAUCCACCGUGCGUACCAUUUCUGGGUGUUUAUUUAACUGAUCUUACUUUUAUCGAAGAUGGUAAUCCGGAUAUUCUUAAAAAAAAUCAACAAUUAAUUAAUUUUUCGAAGCGAAUGAAAACUGCAGAUGUGAUACGUGAAAUUCAACAGUAUCAAUCUGUACCCUAUAAUCUUACUCCUGUACAGGAAAUUCUAAUUUUCAUUCAAAGUCAUUUACAAGAUAGUAGAGAUGUUAGCGAUUUAUAUAGUACAA